CAAGCGAGAUUUCACGACUUUCUCAUUGUUUUGUUCAUUGUUCGACAAAAUCCUCGUUUCAGUGCUGUGAAAAGUUGUUGAAAGAAAAGUGAAUUGGUUUUAAGUGUUUUAUGGAUACGAAUCACAACUAUUGUUGAACGUGCACGACAUUAUCUUCUGUGAAAACUAUGGGUGUUGCUCGUUGUGGUACUGUAGUAAAUAGCGCACAGCCUUUGGAAUGACAAGUAGGUUAAACCUAUUUUCAUUGUGAAGAACAUUGUAAUGCGACCUACUUGAUCACAAAUCUAUCAUUGAAAUAAGUUUGUUGUAUUAUUCUCAAUGUUGAAGACGAAGUUAACAUGCCUAACAAUAUUCUAACACCUUGGAAAUGUGGCAAAGUAUGAAGGUAAAGUCUGAUAUAUUCCAUAGGGACAAUGGACUGUUCACACAUAGGCCUAGUGACUAUUAAGACUGUUUGGAUUUACAUAGACUAUAUCCAAAGCUAUAUUAUGUGUUGACUGUGAUAACUAUUCCUUCUUUGUUUUAAAUUUAAAAUGUUUUUAUACAACACCAUUAAGAGUCCUAGGACUUAAACUUAGAUAGGCUACUUACUUGCUUACUUUUUGGCCUAAACUGUCAUAAUUGAAAAACUUCUCCUUGCUCAUCCAGCCUUAAAAAUGAUUAUUUAUGUAAUAUUUGUAUCUGAAGAUUGUACAGGGUCAUGGGAAGCUGACUUACAACUUUAAUUUUAUUAAAAUGUAAACAAGCAAAAUGGGCCGGGCUUCUGGAUUUGUACCAAGCCUGCUAUUUUUCAAGAUGUUCAUUCAGUUAAGACUUUUAAUAGUUUUAAUGGCAUUUUCCCGAAAUGCCAUUCAUGCGGACAAUAACCCUGACAGUGUAACGGACAGGCGGUUAUUGUUUGGUGGUGACGUAUUUAACAAGACUUUAGCGUCCAAACAUGGUGUGUCAAAAUCAAGUUUACUUGGUGCGCGAAGUGCAAGGACACCACCCACACUAGCCUAUCCAUCCCACCCAACUUUACCACCUCCAACAAGCCCUACAGGGAGGGAGAUGCCUUCAUAUUCUCCUCCCAACAGAGCCUUUUUCACUCCCCCUUUACCACCUGAGUAUUUAAAUCCUUUUGCAGAAAAACCAACACUGAGAGAUAGUAAUUCUGAUGGUGCCAGUGUUUCCAAUAAAAGGCCUAUUCCUCCACCACCACCAAGGCUUCCUUCAGAAAUAGAACUUAUUCCCAUUAGACCUCCUGAUCUCCCAGUGCAAGAUACAAGGAAAAAAACCCUCAACACCCCCAGUUUCAAAAAAUUGGCUGAAAUUCCUUACUCCGAGACAACAAGCACAACUACAACCAAUUCUAGAGCAGUCAACGAGUCUUUUGAUUUUGUACCAAUUUUACCCUAUCCGAGUGUUUCUCGCAUAUUAUCAGGAGGAAGUGGACGAAAACAUGAUAUCCUUCAAGACAUUCUCGAAAGACCCAGGUUUGAAUCUGAAUCUAAAGCAUCUCGUACUAUUAAACAAGAACAAGGAGUUGUGAAAACAUUAAUUCCUCCUAGUAUGAAACCUCCUCAGGUGACUGAGAAAAAACUCACUCCAGCACAAUCUAGAGAAGAAGUGAGCACACAAACAACUAGGCCACCCCAGACCCGACCGCCAGAGGUAACAGAAGAAGAACUGCGCAUUGAAGUGACAGAACCACCCUUAGCAGCGAGAGAUCCACCCGAGGUUGCUCAUUUACCAGAACUACCAGAACCGAGAAUAAGAUAUGUUCUUGGUGUGGCAUGGGACAUUCACGUGUACCUUAUUGCCACAUUGUUCGCUAUACUAGCAGUUUGCUCUCUACUAAACAUCAUCAGGAUAAGUUCAUUCAAACGUUUACUUACUAGAGGUUACUUUUUAACUCUUCAUGGCAUCUUGCUUAUCAUUGGAACAACUCGGAGUGUGUUUUUAUUCUACGAUGCUUACAAUAUCAAUCACUCUCUUCCUGAUCCUGUAUCACAUUUACUUCUAAACAUCGCAUUCCCCUUGCUCACAUCAUCUUUUGCUAUUUUAUUUUUGUUCCUGUUGUUGGCAGGUGAAGUAAAAAUGGUGAGUCACAAACUUCAAAGAGCUUCAGUUCUAGCUUUGUUCAUCAUAGCCCACUUAAUUUUGAGUAUAAGUGUAGACCUAUGGGCAAACACCACUAGAUUUUCUACUCUUCUGCCAGUGAUAUGUCAAUGUCUUUUUGUUAUUCUGUGUGUCGCACUUGGCCUUUCUUAUCUGUAUUUGUAUAAGUCUCUAUCUCAUUCUUCUCUUCGGAAGCAAGGUAACAUAUUUGGAUCGGUGUUCUCAGAUUCUCAUCGUCCCACCCUCGCUCACGCUGUUCGUGUUACAUUAGCAACUGCAAUGCUUAGUCUACUGAUGGCUGCAGUUCAGCUCUAUGGAAUGUUCGGAGUGUACGAGUUCCUGGGAGAAGAAUCUCCUCAUGUUUGGUUAUGGUGGGGUUUUCAAUUUUCAGUAAGAGUUAUUGAAAUCUCCAUGUGCUUUUUAAUGUCUUGGGCUGGAGUUCAGCCACUGAGAUGUGAGGCGGAAAAAGAAACUCAAAGUCAUAACUCUGCCACUGGCUUUGCAUUGUUUUCAUGCGGUGCAGCAACUCCUAGAGGAAGUGAAGGGGGAGCGGGUGAUGAUAUUUAUCCAGCAAUCUGCAGCUCAAACCAAGCAAUACAUAACUACUCUCUUAGAACUGGCAAACAGGUGUAUGACGAUACCUUCCCUCUAAACAAUCUGCACGCUGGACCGCACAUGUUUCUACACAACACCACUGAGAGGAGAUCGUUGAAGAAACAUCCAGCUGACGAUCACGACAUGAGCAAAUCCAUAUGUGGGACUCUGGUUCCCUUUGAGAGGCGGCUUCAGCCUUCACCAUCCAUGCUGGUAGCAGAGAAUGGCUUCGUACGCUUCCGAUCUCUAGCAGACGGAGAACAACCAGAAGAUUCAUUCACACAGCCCAGUAUGGUUCAUCCUAGAGAAGAUUUUACGUGAGUUAAACGUAUAAACAAUUUUGGACUAUAUUUUUUGUAAUUUGCGAUAACUUCCGGCCGUAAAUUUCCGGAUUAGAUGUUCCUCUAGUACAGUGUUUUUAGUGCAGUCUUAUUGCCCGCUAGUGUAAUUAGGUUUUUACUCGAUUCGAUCUACGUUAGCUUUUUUUUAUAAUCAAAGCUUAGUUAAUAAUUUUAUAGGCCUAUUUAAAAUGUAAGACUACUAAGGGCUGCUAUAGUUUAAUAGUAAAGCCUACGGUUUCAGUAUUUUUUAUUAGAUUUUAAGGCGUUUCUUCAAAGUGGCAAAACGUUUUAUAAGGAACGUUGAUCUGUAGAUUUUGUAGAUUUUAUUUUUCGAGUACUCUUCCUUUCCUUAAAUCGUGUACAUAGAAAUCUUUGGUUGUGGGACGAAUCCCAACUAAUCAAAUAGCCUAUUUACCAUUGUAAAUGAUCUGUCCAAAUUAUAAAUAUAUAUAAUAUAUUUAUUAGGCUUAUACAAAUAGAACAUGUACAACAAUUGUGACUAACUUAAUACAUUAUUUAACUCAGCAUUUUAAUACUUUACCUAGGCUAUAAAUAAACAUUUGGCUCAAGAUAUUUAUAUUUUCUAAAAAGGGUUCUAGGUCAAUGUAAUCCUGGAAUUAGUUUUACUACAAUUGUAUUAAGGUUUGAAAUAAAACCAGGCCUAAUCAAGUUUUUGUUUCAAAAAUUAAACAUGAUUUUAAAAUUGUCCUUAUAAACUUUGUGGCUCCCAGUGCAGCUGAAAUCACCAUUAGGCCUAUUCUAAUAAAUGAUCCAAGGCGGGUAGUUAAUCAUAAGACCAUUUAUAUUUUUACUAUCUCCACGGUAUUCACCAUUUAAACAGUUAUUUAUAAAAAGAAAUAUGACGAUAAUAAUAUUAAUCCUCAUGAACUAGGCUAGGUUAACUAUCAAUAAAAAAUGAACAUAAUUCAUCAUUAAAUAGACAAAGGCAGAUAAUAAUUAAUAUCAUUAAAGGUGAUACCGUGUAGUGGUGAUACGCGUAGUCGUUAGACAACAAUUUGGAUUACUCUGGCAGAUCCAGGUAACAUUAUACCUUUUAUAAUCUAAAACAGUAAUCCUGAGACAAGAAACAACAUGAAGUGAUAGUUCAACCUCACCAUAAGCAUGAGGAUCAAAUUAAUUGCUGUUUAAGCUAGCCUAAAUAAAAUAUUUCUAACACUUGACUGUUUUCCAUCCCAUGACUCAAACAAAAAGUUUUUACACACAGGACAAACUUAACACAGCCGACUCCUUUGCCAUCGACACAGCCUUCCCGGUAGUUGGUCUUAUUGUCUAAUGUUUAAAUCCCUUAAUGAUAACUGGCCUACAAUAGGCCUAACUUACAACUAGUGGAUAUUUUUGAGAGAGCUGAGGAAUGAGAAUUUAUGUUCUUAAACAUUAUAAAAUUGUUUGAAAAUAAUAUAUCUUGAGCCUUUAAAGAUUUCCAUUUUUAGAACUGUUUUGAAAUCCCAUUUAUAUUGUCUACUGCUUGCAGUAAUUUUAUUAACUCCGUGAAGGCUUUCGCCAUUUAAAUGAUAGUUCUGAAUCUCCCUUUAAAACCUCUUUUUAUAGUUAUUUACCACGUAACUAAAUAUUUGUAAUUUCUACCAAAUCUCAAUUUUUUAAAGUGUGUUUUUUUGACUCUUAUUAUACAUUUACGACGUUAUAUUUUACAAACUGUAUAGGUAGCUUUAAUAUUUAUUUAGGGCUAAUCAUUUUUAUUAAGAGAACUGGCAAGUAUUUUUGCAUUUUAAUACUAGGAGCAGAUUUUUUAAAUAUUGUGCCAAUGCUUGAAUUUCUUUAUAAUAAAAUAUUUUAAAUCACAUACUUAAAUAAAACUCAAAAAUUGUUUAGAAUAAUAUGGCCUAGUUGAAAGACAGUAACUAUUUAAGCACUUCUGAUAUGUUAAUUACCUAUAUAACCUAAAUGAAAAAAAAUUCAUUGGAUGAUUAUUUAGAUUUUGAGUUGUGGGACUUGUGCCUACAAACUUUUCAAAUACUUGGACUUUGGACACCCCUAAAUUUUAAUUAACAGGAUAGGAUAUGUUCAAUUUAAAGGAAGUAUUACAUUUUAAUCACCUUCUAAGACAUGGCUGAAUGGUAAUUACAGUAUAUAAUAGGCUACACACACACACACACACCCAGACCUACCAAACGUAAGAGAAAUACAACUCAAUACUGUUAAAAAAAAUGUGAAUAGUCUUGAACAAUCUAGGUUUAAUUCAGACUGACAAAAGCUUUACUAAUAAUUGAGUUAGACAUUUUAAGUUUAAAUCCGUUACUGUAGCUGAUCUUUCACGAGGUAAUAUUCAUUCAAUACAGUUAUAGUAUUACUUUAACUCAUGUUAAUUGUUUAGCCUAAUAUAACAAUGUUCCUGUAGAAGCACACGAUAGAAGAUAUUUUGCACUCUGCACCUUAUGAUACAUUCUAGUAAAUUGAUUUAAACUGUCAAAACCUUGUAAUAUAAGUUAUGUACCUAUAGGUAUAUAAUGUGUUUCAAGUAGAAAAAAGUGGUUUUUAAUUUUAAUUUGAGAGAGGCAGGUUUAUUAUUCUUCCAUAAAUUGAAGAUUGUUAAAAAGUUUGUGAUUAUGGUAAUUUAUGGAGUUAUGAAAAUUUGUUCGCACAUAACAGUUUUGAAUUUAACAUAAUAAGUUUAAUUCCAGUUUCCCACAGAUUUAGUUGAACAAAGUUUAGAAUCACAGUUCAUGUUAUUUUUUUUAUAUAUAUACUUAUGUGCUAAAUACAAAAUUGAAAUUAUUUUUUUAUAUCCUAAGAACAUUAGGUAGAAACUUCGGGUUGAUAUUUUUUUUAAUGAUUUGCUAAGUUCUUAUACAAUGUUUGUAGGUAUAUGUUUUCAAUUGAAGUAUAACAAAUUGUGCGUCCUUAUUCCUUAAUAGUUGAGCAAUAAUUGAUGUUUGCAAUAUUAUGUAUAAUUCUAUAAGUAAAGUGGCAUAAGCCUUGUAAGAAAUAAAUUACAUACGUGACUCAUUUUAAUAAUAUCAUUGGGAAUCUAAAAUAUAUCAUUGGUAUAUUAGAAUAGGUAGGCCUAAACAGAAGUCCAAACUUUAUUAUUUUUAACAACUAGUGUAACAUAGUAAAACCAAUGACAACAAUACAGUAGGCUAUGCCUCUAUAAACUAUUCGGCUGGUCAACAACCAAUUUGAUUGGUCAACGUUGACAACUUAACUACAGGGUUUGUUGAGUAAAAGAUCUCAUUUCAAUCUCAUUCAUACGUUAAUUGUGUAAGUUUGUUUGAUUCCUUUUUACUGCAAUCACAUGUUUCUGCUUUCCAAUGUUAUUAUUAAAAUUGAGUUUGGCGAAGAUUGAAGAAUGAUUUUGUUAUGUUGGAAAUAGGCGUACCUUAAAGAUCUUGCUAUUUUUUUAUUAAUAUACUGUACCUGACAAAUUAAACCUACUACAAAUUUGAAACUCUAGACACUAGUAAUAUACAGAGGCCUACGACUUGUGAAAAAUACCACCGAGUCACAUUUGACUCUUAUAAUCAAAACAAAAUGACAGAACACCAAAAUUAGCAAAAAACAAAUGUGGGAAAAACUACACUGCAUGGUGAU
Messenger RNA from Macrosteles quadrilineatus (aster leafhopper), 6605 nucleotides. RefSeq lists its product as uncharacterized. The record is from RefSeq and is a predicted model, not a curated record. Lineage: Eukaryota; Metazoa; Arthropoda; Insecta; Hemiptera; Cicadellidae. The transcript has a single exon. Bases 751 to 3015 code for a protein of 754 amino acids.